CAAAUUCUCAAAUCCUUUGUUCAAUACUUCCCCUACUACAACACCACCUUAGGACUCUAUACUUCCCUCUCAGUCAAAGAAAAAACCUCCCCUACUCCUUAAAUUCACACUUUGACAUGGCGAAAACAACUCCAUUCUUGUGCUUUUUUUCGGUAUUGGUAAUUGCUUCAGCGGUUAUGAAGGUGCCGGUUUAUGCUCAAAUCAGCAUCCCUUGUACCGCGUCCAUGGUUUCUAGUUUCACUCCUUGCAUAAACUUCGUCACCAACAGCAGCACCACCGGGACUUCACCAACAGCAGGCUGUUGCACUUCACUUGCGUCAAUCCUGAGCGGUGGCACUGAUUGUAUGUGCCAAAUGGCAACCGGAGCUACCUCCGCCCUCCCAAUACCCAUUAACCGGACUCUAGCUUUGUCGCUGCCAAAAGCUUGCAAAAUGUCCGGUGUGCCUCUCCAGUGCAAAGCCUCUCCUAUUCCAGCUCCAGGUCCUAUUGCGUUUACUCCUACAGCUCCUGUUGUUCCGAACACAGCAUCACCAGCUUUGGCACCGGAAGCUGAUGACUCUCCAACCGUGGAGGCAGAUGCUCCAACCACGAAUUCAGGGAUUCGGCCAGUCCUCAACCCAUCAGCUGCUAGGCCUUCUUACCAAUUUUCACCAUCUUUGCUUCUUGCUCUGCUGGCAGCACUAGUUCUGAAGUUCUACUAAUUUGCUCUCUCUUUCAUGUGGCUAUCUGGAUAUGUAGAUGUAUUUGAGAAAUAUUCUUUCGGGGUGUGAAAUAAUGUUUGGGCUUGUUCAGAUAAUCGAUAGCUAUUGUUGAAUUAUUUUGUAAUGUAUUCGGAACAAAAACAUAAUUUCUCAAAUUCUGGU
Messenger RNA from Rhododendron vialii, 863 nucleotides. RefSeq names its product non-specific lipid transfer protein GPI-anchored 20-like. The record is from RefSeq and is a predicted model, not a curated record. NCBI's taxonomy places the organism in Eukaryota, Viridiplantae, Streptophyta, Magnoliopsida, Ericales, Ericaceae. The transcript has 4 exons. Bases 117 to 701 code for a protein of 194 amino acids.